ACUCCUCCCCUGCUGACAGCGGUAUGCCCUGAUGAUGGGGCAGUGUCCUCAGCAUGCAUUUUCAUUUAUUUUACAAAUUAAAAAACUGAGGCACAGAGAAGAAAGAAGGAAUGAUUAGUAUAUGAAGUGGUGUUUGAGAUACUUAUCAUUUUUUCUCCUUAUCCAGAUCUGUUCCCAUUCCUGUGGUAGAUUGGUUAAAGGCCAUUGAUUCCUCCCUUCUCUAUUCAUACCCCUUUGUGAUGCGACUUUGCUCUUCUUCUCACUCAGAGCUCUUUGAAUCCGGGCUGGGCUUGUGACUCGAUUUGGCCAAUAGAAUGCAGUAUAUGGAGUGCUAUGCAGUUUCUGAGGCUAGGCCUCAAGAGAUUGUAUCUUCUGCCUUGGCUCUCUUGGAACACUGCCGCGAGACCACCAUGUAAACUGCUCUGGCCUACCAGUGGAUUAAAAGCCGCAUGCAGAAGAACCAUGGCGCUUCGCCCUCAGCCAGUACUAAAUGCCAGGCCUUGGAGUGACCUUCCAGUUGAAUGCUGCUCACGAGUGAUUCAAGAUGGCUUCAGUGACUGAUGGUAAAGCCGGAGUCAAAGAUGCUUCUGACCAGAAUUUUGACUACAUGUUCAAACUGCUCAUCAUCGGCAACAGCAGUGUUGGCAAAACAUCCUUCCUCUUCCGCUAUGCUGACGACACCUUCACCCCAGCCUUCGUCAGCACCGUGGGUAUUGACUUUAAGGUGAAGACAGUCUACUGCCACGAGAAGCGAGUGAAGCUGCAGAUUUGGGACACGGCUGGACAGGAGCGAUACCGGACCAUCACCACAGCCUAUUACCGUGGAGCCAUGGGCUUCAUCCUGAUGUAUGACGUCACCAAUGAGGAAUCCUUCAAUGCUGUCCAAGACUGGGCUACUCAGAUCAAGACCUACUCCUGGGACAAUGCACAGGUCAUCCUGGUGGGGAACAAGUGUGACAUGGAGGAAGAGAGGGUUGUUCCCACCGAGAAGGGCCGGCUCCUCGCAGAGCAGCUGGGGUUUGACUUCUUUGAAGCCAGCGCCAAGGAGAACAUCAGCGUGAGGCAGGCCUUCGAGUGUCUGGUGGAUGCCAUUUGCGACAAGAUGUCUGAUACGCUGGACACAGACCCCUCCUUGCUGGGCACCUCCAAGAACACCCGUCUCUCGGACACCCCGCCACUGCUGCAGCAGAGCUGCUCAUGCUAGGCAAGGCCCACUGUCCUGAUCUCCCUUCAUUGUGGCACCGCACCCACUUUGCUUCUCCGUUAUACUCUGUCUUCCCUCAGCUGAUUUGCUGCUGUUCCUUGCCUGCAGUGAAAGUGGAAGCAUGCCCCUGGGGUUCUCUAUGGAUGGCCCCACUCACAGACACUCAGCACUAGACUAACUAGGUCAUAAUGUGGGCAGAGGUUCAUUUUACAAAAGGAGAAUCCACUUUAUGAAGGGGAUUCACUACAGGGACUUGAAAAGCGAAUCUCUUUCCUGCCUUUAAAAUAAGAUUUCCUCCCUUGACCAAAAUUUGACACACCCACGCACACUUUUCAGGGCCUGGCCAACUGUGUAAAGUGAGACACACCUGCAUAGCUAAUCCUUUUGAAAAAUACCUCUCCAUACACAACCUGCUUGUUUCAUAUCAGGCUCCCUGUGGGGCUUCCUCUCACCACUAGACAAGCCUUGUUUCUCAAAGCCCUCGCCUGUUACCACGGAUGCCCACAGGGCCUGGGCAGUUGCUGUGGUGACAGGCCAGAGCUAAUCUCCAGAAAGCUCAGCCUCUCUAAAUGAUGCUGAAGGAGCAAAGGCUGAGUCAGAAACACAUUUAAAAGAAAAAGAUUAUCCCCUGCAAAAUGUCAAAGGUUCCUGCUAUAUGAAAGAGCAAGUGCAUGAGCUCAAGAAAGACAAAGAGAGAAAAAGAGAAACACAGGCAAGAUAAACAGGUCACGAAUUUCUGAUUUUGCUGCUUUCCAGUAGGUUCUUAACUGUGGAACUCCAUGACAUUGGUCAUUGGUUCUUAGACUCCCAGAAUCUGAAAAAUUUAUAGUUGGUGGAAUCCCAAAUUUUACCAGGUCUCACUAGUCAAUUCCAAUCUUCAUGUCUCUGACAAUUGGCUGUCAAGCCUCACAGCCAAAUCUCUUCUAAACAUACCUUCUAGGCAGGGAUGGGAGCUCAGUUUCCACACCAUCUUUGGCCAUCUCUCAUAAUCAGAAAGUUUUCCUUGCUUUAAGCUGAAAUCUGCCUCCUGGAAAUUCUUCUUCCUCUUCCCACUCCAUUUGUACCAGCUCUGCUGUCAGAGACUUCACAGUCUCUGCUCCCUCUGCCCCGUGACACCCUUAGAUGAUUUGAGAACAGAAAUCAUGACCCCUGGAAUCUGCCCUUUCUCUAAAUCAAAUAGUUCUAAUCCCAUCUGCCCUUCUUCUUAGGGUCUUCUCCCCAUCCUGCCCUUUCCUCCAGCCCAUGUUUCAAUCACUCUUGAGUAGUCCAACUGGGAAAUGUGAUUCAAAGCAGAAUAAAUCUAAGGGGGUAUGACCCUGAAAAAAUUGGGAAAAGUGAACUCAGAGGUCCCAAUCCUAACCUCAUUCUCCUGAGGGUGAAAGCUUAGUUUCUACCGAAGAGCAGAUGUGAAACUCCUUCUGGUGGAAGCCACUUAAUUAAACACCCAAAGAAAACAAAAAACACGCCUCUGACACCAGCAACAAACUGACUGCAUCAGUUCAUGGUUCUAGCUUGUUUGGACACAGGCACAUGUUUGGUUUUUAACUGAAAUAAUGAUGUGGAGCUAGCAACGAUUCCUGAAAAUCUUUCCUCCCAGCCUUGGCCUGAAUCCCCAGCUUGACACUUCAGAAGUCAGUGGGGGAGGAGGGAGAGUCUCUCCCAAGUUUUCUCUCCAUUUUAAAUGCAGCUUAUUUUCCUAGGCAAGUGCAUUAACUAGCAACAGGUCCAAUGACUACAUAAAAGGACCCUUCAGGGUCAGCUCUGUGGAGAUGUUGCCUUCUUUGACACAGUGCAGAGGAUGGCGCUUUGGACUUGGAAUCAGGAGACUCAGACUCUGCCCUUAAAUCAAGUGUGACUCUGGACCAGUUAUUCCCCAUCACUGAGUCUUGAUUUCCCACUUAUAAAAUGAGGGAGGUGGGCUUCCCUGGUGGUGCAGUGGUUGAGAGUCUGCCUACCAAUGCAGGGGAUGCGGGUUCGUGCCCCGGUCCGAGAGGAUCCCACAUCCCGCGGAGCGGCUGGGCCCAUGAGCCAUGGCCGCUGAGCCUGCGCGUCCGGAGCCUGUGCUCCGCAACGGGAGAGGCCACAACAGUGAGAGGCCCGCGUACCGAAAAAAAAAAAAAAAAAAAAAAUGAGGGAGGUUACGUGGGUAAUCUUUCGGGUCCCUUCUGGCAUGAAUAACUCUUGAGACUCUUUUUUUUCACCUUCAACAUUUCUGUUGAUCUGCAAAAUAAACCCAAGAGAUGAGGACUAUCA
Messenger RNA from Globicephala melas (long-finned pilot whale), 3457 nucleotides. It is a transcript of the gene RAB3B, whose product is annotated as RAB3B, member RAS oncogene family. NCBI's taxonomy places the organism in Eukaryota, Metazoa, Chordata, Mammalia, Artiodactyla, Delphinidae. The record is from RefSeq and is a predicted model, not a curated record. Gene Ontology annotation, molecular function: myosin V binding; GTP binding; GTPase activity. Gene Ontology annotation, cellular component: endosome; plasma membrane; synaptic vesicle. Gene Ontology annotation, biological process: regulation of exocytosis; protein localization to plasma membrane; protein secretion.